Messenger RNA from Diospyros lotus (date-plum), 447 nucleotides. Its product is annotated as ubiquitin-conjugating enzyme E2 28-like. Bases 1 to 447 code for a protein of 148 amino acids. The transcript is spliced from 4 exons. Lineage: Eukaryota; Viridiplantae; Streptophyta; Magnoliopsida; Ericales; Ebenaceae. The record is from RefSeq and is a predicted model, not a curated record.
AUGGCAUCAAAGCGUAUCUUGAAGGAGCUAAAGGACUUACAAAAGGAUCCUCCCGCUUAUUGUAGUGCUGGCCCUAUAGCUGAAGACAUAUUUGAAUGGCAAGGGACUAUAAUGGGACCUUCUGAUAGCCCAUACUCGGGUGGUGUAUUUUUGGUUAUUAUUCACUUUCCUGCUGAUUAUCCUUUCAAGCCUCCAAAGGUUGCAUUUAAGACCAAGGUCUUCCACCCAAAUAUCAAUAGCGAUGGGAUCAUUUGUCUUGACAUCCUUAAAGACCAGUGGAGCCCUGCUCUUACAAUCUCUAAGGUCUUGCUUUCUAUAUGCUCGCUGUUGACAGACCCAAAUCCCAACAGCGUCCUCGUACCAGAGAUUGCCCACUUGUACAUGACUGAUCGAGCCCAAUACGAGGCCACUGUCCGCCACUGGACUCAGAAGUAUGCUAUGGGGUGA